Molecule: messenger RNA, 1855 nt
Organism: Helianthus annuus (common sunflower)
Lineage: Eukaryota; Viridiplantae; Streptophyta; Magnoliopsida; Asterales; Asteraceae
Product: probable glucomannan 4-beta-mannosyltransferase 11
Exons: 5
Coding region: 466-792 (108 amino acids)
Cellular component (GO): Golgi apparatus
Molecular function (GO): mannan synthase activity
Source: RefSeq, a predicted model, not a curated record
GCACAUCAAACAGAGAGAUUCAAAAUUCAAAAUCAAAUCUCCAAAUUUUGGCUGUCAUUCUCUCUCAAGAAAUCACACUUUCCUACUUCCAUCGGUUCUCUCAUGAUUCAUAUUUCUUUAAAAUGAAACCCUAAAUCAGAAAAUCACCAGUGGUGCCGCCGACGAUCUUGCCGGACGUGGAGGAGGAAAAAACCCUAGAAUCGGAAGAGAUCAGUGAUUUUGUUCGUUCACGUCGUUCCUCAUCUUCUUGGUUUCCUUCAUAUCAUAAGUGCAGGUUUAAUGUCAAUUUCUAUCUGAAAUUAAGGGUUGAAGGAUAGUAGAUCUUCAACUGCAACCUCCCUUGCAGCCACGGUGCUUUCAUUAUUUUGUAAACUCUGAGCCUGACUGUAGUAUCUUUCCGACGAGCAAAGUGAAUUCCUGUAGCUGAUAUGAUUGUGAGCUGAGUUGAAAGACGUCAAAGCUGAUAUGUUUCAAGAUGGAGACACAUUUGGGACUUUUAUUAGCCAAGAUGAAGCUGAUUCUAACCUGUUAGAGGCUGCCCACGAAGGAGCUGAUUGGAGUCACUAUUUCCUGCAGUUGCAAGAGGCUGCUGGUGUAUGGCGUUUAAAAGCAAUUGAAGAUGUCAGUGGCUGGAAAGAUAUAACCACUAUGGAGGACAUGGAUCAUGCAGUUCGGGAUAGCCUCAAGGGGUGGAUAUUUGUCUUUGUUGGGAACCACUCACUUUCAAACCCUCUUGAGACUGCAAUAAUUCCUAAAAUGGUUGAUGAAGCUAGAGCAAGGGUUUUAUCUUAGUGCCAGCUGGUGGCGGGGGUAUUGUAGUUGGUGAUGCAGCUGGUGGUGGCACUGCACCCCAGUGGCUGCCGUUGCUGAAAAGAAGGAAUUAAUGGUCGAAGAAAAAGAAGAGUAACCACCGAUACUGUUCUUGGUGAUGUUGAAGAUACACAUGUCAAGUUCUUGCAUAAAGGCAGAUAAACAUGAUGUUUCAAACGAGAUGGUGAGAUCAUUAUUUUGAUCCCCAUGAUUCAAUGAGUGUUAAAAGCAACUAUGAUGGGGAGCAGUCUUUAUAUACUGACACUCCAUUUGCUGAGUUUUAUAAUGCUUGGGAAGGUAAAUGUUUCUUUGUAAUUUGUAUAAAUAUAGUUAAGGGUGGAAAUGGGUAGGUUGGGUAAUGUCAUUUAAUUAUUUUAUUUUUUAAGUUGUUUCUUUUUAUUUAAAACCAAAAUGGCUCUGUUCUGGAUUUACUUUAGCUAUUGUUUUCUAUUUGACCCAUUUGGGUCAAAGUAUGACCCCAAUCAGUCCAUACAUAACUGGAUGAGUUGAACUUGUCACAUUCAGUUAUAACAUUCUCAAAACUGAUGCAUAAUUUUGAAUGAAUAUAAUUCUUGCUGGUUUGUUUGUACCUAUUGUCAUGCAUGAUGAAAAGGAACAAGCGAAGGCUUGGAGUCAAAUUUUUAGUGAAGAAAGGGAUAAAGGGAGCCGACGGUCAGAAAAGGAGCUACUGUAUUUUUUUAAUGGUUUAUUGUAUUACAUGUCGAGCAUUUCUAAAAAUGUGGCAUGCAAUUCUAAAGCGCGGGAACGGGGAGGAACCCAGAGAGUAUGGAUGAAGUCUGCUAUCGUGUGAACAGUUUAGAAGAAAGGCGGCUUCUUGAUGAACGACUGAAAUUGAUUUCGUCGUUUUUCAAGCUAUGGUUGAUGCUCGGUCAGCUUGAGGAACGGUUAGGUAAUUUACUGAUGACUGUCGUUAGGGUCAAUCAAAAACCUAAUUAAACUACGUAUAUAGUGUAAGUAGGGUAUCUUAUCCACGGGGAAUUUGUGGUCAGUGUUAAAGAAAUUAAUUAAAACUAAACUAUCUAAA